GUUAACGGGAGGAAACGUAACUAGUACAGCAAGUCUCGUCUAGAAUGUCAACACUUUUUUCAGGUUUAGAGUCAAACUGCUGUCAGAUCGAAGUGAACCCCGAGCGAGGGAGUGCAUCAGUGGGAAACUCAUCAACGAGGGGUUUCCGGGACACAACAGGGAAGAAGAGUAUCACCAGAUCGUCGUCUGCGUGCAUCCAAACCACUAAGAAUCUGUGCAUCGGACAGGGGACACUUCUGAAAAGCAAAGGCGAGUGGGUCAGCACACCAGAGAACGGUGACGAGUGUCGUGGUCAGCUUUCCUUCACGUCAUCCUUCUCGCUGAGGUUCCCGUCUACAAAGAGAAACGAUUACAGAACAAACAUCCGCAGUGCUACGAAGCUAAAAAACAAUGAUCUGCGCACGGAGUCUGAUGCAGGCACAAAGGUAGCAGAUGUACAACGUCCAGAGGAUUUCCUAGUCAACACAUUAAGAGAGUCAACUGGAAAAGCGACUAAAGAUGAAGAUGCGUCUGAAUCAAAAACUGAAGUUACAGUCUAUUCAAGGGAAAGCCUCGGCCAGCACGACGUAUCCGGUCAUAGAUCCUCGGAUGGAAUACAGCCUGGUUUAGCCCUCUGUGACCAGCCUGAAAAGAACUGUACACAGGGGCAAUCUGCAAGCGGUGAGAGUGUGACAGAGCUACGAGUCACAGAGAAAGAAAGUUUAGAGAGACAACCAGGAGUUAAUGACCAUCUAGGAAAGAAUGCGGAAGGAAAGCUUUCUCACAGUAAUCUAAUCCCUUUUACAGGAGAUACCGGAUCAAAGGUGGACUCGGACUGCCAGGACUGUACAUGUUCUCCUAUAAACCAGGCUUUAUUGCUGCCCUCAUUCCCUGAUUCUCAUUGUGGUAAUAAUCUGAAAUCAGAUCUUAUCAGUUCCACAGCAGCCAUGUUUUCUUCUACUUUAGUCUCCGUCCUUGCUCCUCAUUGGAGCGGGCGCUUUAGGAGACACAAACGAGUCUUUAGCGAUGUUGGACCAGAUAUUGCUUUGAGUCAGAAUGAACAGCAACAACGAUGUCCCCUCCAGCAGUUACAGGCACAGGGAGAACCGCUCAAAGACUUCAGUAAUAGGUACAGGGGAUCGGCACCAACCACCAAGAGCUCUGUCGAAUGGCAGAAUGAAAGCUUCUCACGUCUCUCAGAAUCGAAUAAACAGUUUUUGAAAACCAGAUCUUUGAGAAUGAACAGACACGCAGCAAACCAAUCAACAGAAUUUGGCAACCCUAUGCAUGCAUCAAUGGACUCCGGUGACUUGUCUAGUUCCGCAAUGUCUCUUCAGCUCAGUGACUACAGAAGGACAACAAAGUCAGCAGUUCAAGGAGAGCACUUCCCCUCUUCACUGAGGUCUAGACCAACAACCAGCACUUUGCUUUUGUCUUCGAGGCGAUCAAGCUCAAGAAAACCCAGUUCUGAUUCCUUUCAUAUGGAGAAGCAGUCAUCUGCCUCCGUCAGCCCUCUACAUUUACCUAGCAAAAGCAUACUGAGGACGUCCCAAGCACAACCCAAUGCGGGUUCCCCAAACGAUAUCGCCAAAGAGAAACUUGUGACAAAAACCUUUCUUGCAUCACAAGACACACACAAGCCCAAACCAUCCUUCCCCAAAUGGGGAGAGACAGACUCAUCAAGGAACCAGCGUUAUGUAAUCACAGGGGAUUUUGACAGAAAUCCUCCUGCUACAAAUAAUACAACUAGAGAAAGGCUGUUUUCAAACUAUUCAACAAGAUUCAAUCAAGCCGAGACUCUCGGAUCUGCUCAGGACCAUGGACCAGUUGACUGGAGCAGGUAUGAAGAUAAAAAUUUGCAGAAUUCAAACAUCCCAGAAAGAUCGGACUGUUUUUCUCCAAAGGAAAAGAUUUGUAGAUUUGUUUUCCCACAGAAUUCUGAUAGAAUGCUCGAGAGACAGAUGGGCGAAACUUCAGUGACGAGCACAAGUAUAAACAAUAUGAUAAACUCGAGCACUAUAGAUAAAACCAGCACUAUAAAUGGCACAACUAGCCCUAGAACAACCCGUUCGAUUAUCACCAGUCCCUUUGCCAGUUUAUCUCCUUCGUCCCAAGCUCAUACUGACCAAAACAAUAUUCAGAACUCGAGCAUUUCUGGUAAGCCUGCAUCAAGCCCAGUGAACACCAUACGGACGAGAACGUUUACAGAUACUCUUAGCUUGUCACCUCGGAAAGAUUCUUCUGUGGAAGGAACGAGUCCGUCUCAAUUAUGGUCAACCAGUCUGAACUCUAAGGGAUGGUCAGAAGUGUCGAAGCUAAGCCCUUUAUCCCCAUCUGAGUUUAAGCUCAGAAGCAUUUGUACUCCAAGCAUAUACAGAUACCUAAGAGAAACAAGUCCACCUAAGAACACCGAGGCAUCUCUGGCAUUGAGCUCUCCAACAACUCAAACCUCAUCUCUAAAGCAAAUACAGGAAGAAGAUAAAAAUUCAAGGAAACUACGGUUCAAUUUUGACGUAAACUCACCUGAAUCACGUGAUCCAGGUUUGAAGCCUGACCCCAGUUCCAUCGUUGCACCACAAUCUCUGCCUCCUGACACUGGCAGAAGAUCUUGUAUCAGUAAAUCCCCUUACGCCACCCUCAUCUCAUCAAGAGCAGCGGCAGUCAAUGGUCUUCCAUCUCCACCUGUGAUGCACCAGCACAGUGGAUCUUUUUCUUACAGUAGUUCACCAGUAGAUGAUACAUCUCCCAAGGUUGAGAAAAGAUGUUAUACAUCUGUCCUCAGGGACCGAUUGAGUCAAAGGACCUCACCAGUGAGAGAGCCAAUGGGGUCUAGUGAUAUCCAGCUUACAGAAAAUACACAUUCCUCCUGUCAAGAUGGCAUCGCAGAGAGCUCAAUGAAUGCAAAAACUAACUUCUCAAUCCCAGACACUACACACCCAAAACAGACUGACUCGGAUAGAUGGAAUUCCCAACAGCUUUCCAUGCCGCUCGAUUCAUCCCCUGUUAAUGAGGUCGUACAAAAAGGAGAAGUAACAGAAAUCUUGCAAACAAGUGGGACAGUCCAGGCAAGCCAGAGUCCUAAAUCAAAGAGGAGCUUCUUCUCAUCAAGAAAUAAAAAAGACAAUGUUCUGGCAUCGUCUCUUUCUGCAGAGAAAGAGGGAUUGGCCGAAAAGAAGGCUGAGACGAAAGGACUCAAAUCCAACAAUAAAGUGGACCAGGUGUUGAACCGUUUGAGAAUAACGUUUGGUGGCAGGGUUUCAGAAGACCGUGACACGACAAGUAGGAGAAAGACUAAAAAGGAGGAGUCUUCAAAUGUUAAGGCUUAUGAAAGCAUUAUUAAGGAAAAAGAAAGCGAUGAUCUGACGUUUAAACGACAGACAAAAUCUGAAGAGCUUUUAGAAAACAAGGUUUCUGAAAGAUCUAGGAACUUAAACCGAAUGGAUGAUCUGACAGUAAGGACACAGACUAAACCUGAAGAGUGUCCAGAAAGAGGUCAGAAGCUGGUCCAAACGGAUGGUCUGACAGUUAGAAGAAAGACCAAAAAUAAGACGCUGUUAGACGACAUGCCUUAUGAAUCCAAGAGAAAUGUAGAGCAGAGGCUUGCUGAGAGACAAACGUUGACACCUCCCAACUCCCCAAAUGGACAAAUAAAAUCUUGCAACUUUUCUGGCCAUAACUUAGGUUUCAUAUGUGAAAAACAAGACAACUUGCCAAAUAUGGACGAGCACGAAAGUCUAAUGGAGGAAAGCAGAAGUCGAUUCCUGGGUCGACCCCUGAGUCCUAACUGGCCUACGCCUGAAAAUAUCAGCUGGUAUGCCACACUGCCUUCAGGCAAAAGAUCCAGACUCGGCCAGUCUCGGAAACUUUCCCCGUUUGAAUAUUCUUUAGAAGGAGAACAGAAUGAUAACGUGUUUUUCAGCAGUGUCCUGAGAGAAGACAGAAAUAGUACAUCUCCUGCUGAGACUGAGAAUGUUGUUCAACCAGACAAUAUUGUAAAAACUGGGGAGCAGACUUCAACGGGGGUGGUUUUGUCUUCUCCCUGUGCUGAUCUCAAGUACGGCCUGCAGCGCGGACGAUCUGUUUCGGUUAGCAGUGUUGUUUCGGGGCGUCCGUCAGGUCCUGGACGAAUCUCGACAGGAUCGAGACAAAGCAGCGUCAGCGACUUGAGCAGCUUGGAUAGUUAUGUGACCAAAAGCUGGCAUUCAAGUGUCAACAGUCCAGCUGGUUCACCUGAGAAUGAUGCCAUCGCUUCUGUUGGCCAUACUUCUUAUAAGGGAGCACCAGGAUGGCCACCAUCAGAGGGCCGUCUCAGGAGCCCGGAUAACCUGGACGUCAUCUCGUUCUCGUGGGAUAUGGAAACAGAUCCAACACCACCCCAUUCCCCACCACAUACACGACGUAUAUCCAGCUCCUCUUCAGCUAGCAACAGGAACUCACCAGAUAACUUGUCUCCUCGUGGAUUUUUGCCUUCCAGGAACUACAAGUCCACGUUGUCUGCCUUUGAGGAGUCAGACUCAGAGACCACUACCGAUGAUGAAUACUAUCUCAACAGCGACGACGACGAUGAGAAAGAAACAGAAGUUUAGCGGAUAAUGUUGUGUGUUCUGAAUGAAGUCGUGAAUGCAGUUUGUGUGGUUUUUGAAUGCGAACUUUUUUGUAUCUGUGCACUUUGAUCAGUUUUCCUCAGGAACAAAACACAAUAACGGUGUGAUAAUAUGUCCUUCCACAGACGCUUCCAAAUCUCCAUUUUGAUCGAACUAGUGAAUGUAAUAUGAUGGAAAUCAAAACAAAAUCAACCAGCUGAAGCACUUACACAUGCUCCUGUUUAAGCUUGCCCUGCCUUGGCUAAUUGCUUCGAUCCAAGCGCUAUGUUUCAACUUUUUUUUUCAGUUUGAGAUUAUUAUUGAUAAUCAAUAAUGACAGUUCAUGCAUUUGUAGGAUCACAGAUGAUAUUCAGGUUGUGUGUUUUGUAACAUUUGUAUAUGAAGCUUUUUUUUUUUUUUUACUGAAUGUUGGACACAACCUGCCCUUUGUAUUGCGUCAUUCUGUGUCAAGAAGCGGCGGUUUAAACGAUAAAUCAUUUUAGUAACAGCAGAAAAGUCGAAAGCUAUUUUUUUGGAACCACAGAACAAAUAUUAUUUCGAGCUUGCUCAACUAGGAUAAAUUAAAUCCAACAAAAAAUUGGAACACUAUACUUGACAUUUAUAGAGCAGUAUUUUUUUUUGUUGCUAACCAAGCAAGACAUGAAGUGCUAAAAGUUCUUUUAUAAGAUUGGUUUUUAAUUUCAACACAAAUGAUUUAAUAACAAAUAUUAAAAUAUCGAUUUGAAGUUCUAAAGUUGGAGCUGACGAUAAGCACGAUACGUAGAACAAAAAUAGAUUUUCACGUCAUUCGACGCGAUAACGUACGUAUCGGUCACGUCUGCUGAAAAGUUUUUAUUUUUUUAUGCUGGAAUAACAGAGAAGUUGGUAACAAAUCAUAGAAAAUUUUGCAGAAUUUGUUCAUUUAAUGCAAACAUUGUGGGUCAAGUGCCAAAGUAGAAAUGUUCAUAUUAACACAACACGCUGCCUGCAGAAGGAAAACAUAAAUACAGCAUUUCAACAAAUCA
Messenger RNA from Tachysurus vachellii, 5587 nucleotides. RefSeq lists its product as uncharacterized. NCBI's taxonomy places the organism in Eukaryota, Metazoa, Chordata, Actinopteri, Siluriformes, Bagridae. The coding region runs from base 45 to 4565 and encodes 1506 amino acids. The transcript is spliced from 5 exons. The record is from RefSeq and is a predicted model, not a curated record.